Molecule: messenger RNA, 900 nt
Organism: Knipowitschia caucasica
Lineage: Eukaryota; Metazoa; Chordata; Actinopteri; Gobiiformes; Gobiidae
Source: the annotation of a GenBank genome assembly
AUGAGGCAUGCUGAGGGGUGCAUAGGGAAAAGAGGCACGUUCGCAGAGGAGUCUGAGAAGGUCAUCUAUGGACUGGUUUACCCCAUCAAGACUUUUGAAAUAUUUUACAUUCAGCUCCACUACUACUUGUACUUGUGGAAGAAGUCUACCUAUUACACAACCAUUACUCACAAGAUCCUAACGUUCCUGAACGGCCCAAGCUGGAAACCUGGGAAACCUCGCCUGGGAGACCAUGUGGACAACCCAAAGAUGUCUACCCCGGGUCUCCCAGAUGUCUACCCCGGGCCUCCAGGAUGUCUGCCCCGGGUAACAGGGUCUGAGAGGCCACAUGACUCGCGCUGGGCCCUUCCUCUGCAGCUGUACGUGGUGCUGCACUUCCUGCUGUUGCUGGUGACCUACCACAACCUCUUCGACAGCAAGACGAUGCUGUCACAGAUCACCAUCUUCAGCAUGACCUGCUACAUCCUGCUCACACUUACCUCACUGGGGUUCAUUAUUGACCAAAGAGCAUCGGCCGCGCUCCUGGAGAUGCUGCGUUGCAUCGUCAUGGUAACGAUGCUGAGAUACAACGUGCUGACAGUGCCUCUGCUGCCCCUUCUGCCCUGGGCCACUCAGUGUUUUCAUACUGACUGGGUCCUAUGUGCUGACCCUGGUGUGGUCUGCAGAGUGUCAGCUCUUGUGGCUGAUGCUAAUAUCGACCUCCUCCAGAUGCGUGGCUCAAUUGACCAUAAAAUUGGCGUUCCUCUUGCUCUGUUGCAACCCCCCCCCCCCUCAGCCCCACUCGGAUCUGGAAGCCAUUACCUCCGUCUGCUGCUAACUCGCAGCGGCUGGAGGAGCUUGCAGGAGAUCAGGCCCAGGUCCCACAGCUGUGCCACUCAGGUGUUCAGCUGCUUAAACUGA